Molecule: messenger RNA, 846 nt
Organism: Penicillium argentinense
Lineage: Eukaryota; Fungi; Ascomycota; Eurotiomycetes; Eurotiales; Aspergillaceae
Exons: 1
Coding region: 1-846 (281 amino acids)
Source: RefSeq, a predicted model, not a curated record
AUGGCCAGCGUGACCAAGCCUCUUGCUCUUUUCCGCAAGUCGGAGCCCUCCAAGCCCCUCCAUGCUCGAUGGGGCGACGUGGCUAUAUCUGUUCCUACUGAGGGCUCGUGGAAUCAAUAUGACAAUCCUCAUCGACCGGCCAAGGAACGACAGCCAUACGGGCCUGGUUUCAUUCCAGAUAUUUCCCCGUCUGGCCAGUCAACGAACCCACUCAGGGAGGAGGAGCUGGAAGAAGAUAAGAAGAGCGUGUCUUCUGAAAGAUCGUCUGGCUCCCGGCGCAACUCGCUUUCUCUGGGCGCGCUGCGACCCGGCCGACUCUCGGUACGCUUAGCAUCUCGCCCGAAGAAUCUGAGAGGGGAGACUCCAACUGAGCGAGAAAAUCUACGGAGUGAAAAGAGGAGAGCCGAAUUCGCAUACAAGCCGAUUCACCAGGAUUACCCGGCUGAAGUGAACGAGACUUCCAACCAGACGACUACUCGAUUCCGAUAUAUUCCCACCAACGGAAGCUACCUCGAGGACAUUCCAUCGCCACGAAGCCAGUCGGCGCAAUCAUUCCGCGAGCCUCGCUCUCGACGCGACUCGUUUUCUGAUCCCUUUGAAAGAGAUCGUGGUCGAGAGUCACCUAUCAGCAGAGCCUCGGAACGAGGCUAUCAUGUGGAAGAUGAUCGUCACAAUCUGCAAUCCAGCGUGGCCGAUGGGAAUGAUAGUCCCGGUCCGCGAUUGAGCAUCGGAUUGCCACCCAGACGACGGCCGUCGCCGUUUGUCUCGGCGGAUCGGAAACGAUCUUCGUCGUUGAAGCCGAUGACGAUGACGAUGGUUCCUGACCCGGAAGAACUUUAUGAGUGA